This is a messenger RNA of Ictalurus furcatus (blue catfish), 2129 nucleotides long. It is a transcript of the gene grxcr1b, whose product is annotated as glutaredoxin and cysteine rich domain containing 1 b. The record is from RefSeq and is a predicted model, not a curated record. Lineage: Eukaryota; Metazoa; Chordata; Actinopteri; Siluriformes; Ictaluridae. The coding region runs from base 555 to 1004 and encodes 149 amino acids. The transcript is spliced from 2 exons. Gene Ontology annotation, biological process: sensory perception of sound.
UGGGCCUACUCUCGUGUGCUUAUUUCGGUUUGACUUAUUCGAUGAAACUGAAAUGCAGAUUUAAACAGACUUCACUUCAUUCAUUACUGCCACCUAGGGGCACGUAGAUGUACUGCUCUCUCAUAGACCGAGUCAGGUUUAUUAUUGUGGAGUUAUGCAACUUGAUUCCUUUUCUGAUCCUGAUAAGACAUGAACAGGUUUGAGUAGAAUCGUAGGCAUUUAUUUCGUCUGUAUCUAAGGUGGAAUUUUUUUUUUGAAUGUGAACUACACAUUUUAAAGGGUAUAACCUUACCUCUGUUUUUUUAGUUUUUAUUUUUAUUUUUUUAUUCAGAUCAUUGUUUAUUAAUUUGCUGAGCUGUGCGUGUUUUCCACGUCUCCAUGGAUCAGCUUCAUUUAAUAUUAACACAUUCGGCGUCAAUUUGACACCCUGGCACUGUUAUUUAUUUGAACAUCAGGGCAGGACCUUUAACGCAACAGCACUGGCGAUUAAUAGGAACGCGUGUUAUAUUUCGAUACGGCGCAAACAGGCGGAUUAUGGAGGGUAGAUUUUAAGGAUGGAGACUCUGAGGCGCGUGGAGGAGAGCGGAGCGGAGCGGCGGGUGCGCUUCCGGGUGGCGUCGGCGCGCAGCGGCAAGGUGCUGCGGGAAGUGUUCAGGGAAGACGAGGAAGGAACAGAAGACUCGGCGGAUUCAGACACCGCCGCCGCUUCGGAGGCUGAGCGCGACGUCUCUCCUGCUAUCAGUGAGGCGAACGGGCAUCUGAUCGGCCUGGAGGUGGAGCAGCAGGGGGACAGCGGCAGCGAUCCGGACGACCUGCUGGUGUACGCGAGCACAGCGCACGAGCAGCGCUUCACUCGCAAGCGCGUGAACAUCUUCAGCAAGAACGGUACUGUCCGUGGCGUGAGGGACAAAGUGAGCGCUGGCCAAGUGCUCUUCAAUAAUCUCUCUAAACUCUAUGGGGCCAAAGAGACCAUGUCUGCAAAGAAGCUGCCUGCAGGAGUUUAAAGAAGUGCAGAGCAGAACACAGCAGCACAUCUGGACAGGGGGUUGCAUGAGGAGCCUCAGUAAUCUGUUCUGAACAUUGACCAGGGAGGGACUGCUUUAAUCACUUUCCAUUAACACACGUUUUAGGAAACUUUAUUUAGGAACUGACAUUUCCAGGUGCAGUUCUGUACUCCUUGAAAAAAAAAAGGAAUUUACAGAAGAGUCCACUGGAUGUUUUUAUAGGACAUUACACAAAGGAAAUUCUGAGGUCUGGGAUAAUAUAGUCAGAAUUUUUGGUUCUAGUAAGGACCCUGGACUAACAGCGUCUUGUUUGUGCUUCUACUGGAACACCCAGACAGCAAGGCAUUACAACCUGCUCUGAUAUACAGCAUGUGAUCACACAUGGCACAUUUUAUUGUUUUGACUUCAACAGAAGGAUAAUUCUUUUGUGGUGAAUCAAGUGCAUAUUUUCUUUUGCAUACAUAUAGAAUUGGCAAGCUUGUGGGAUAAGCAAACAUACAAGGUGAACAUUAUCAAAUGUUCCUUGAAACUGGAAUUAAACUGCUGUAGGGGAUGUUUCAUCUCUAAAAUAAAGUCCUUCAGCUGAACAUUAAAUGGUUAAAGAGCCAUUACUUGUAUGAUGAUCAUUGAUUAUUGCAUUUGAUCCUGAAUUAUUAAUUGCCUACGUACUCAAUAUUAGUUUGAAUAAUAACAACAAUGUAAAUAUGCACUUUAUAUAAAUAUUAACUUUGUGGAUUUUUAUUAUUUAGUAACAGAGAUGAUGGGAAUGACACUGGUUCAGAGCCUGUCAGUUUUAGUUUUGUAUGUUAAUUAAUUCUAAAAUGAAUUGUAACUAUGAAUGUCAUGAUUUUUUUCACUUUCCAUUUUGUUUAAAUACAUUUUCUUCUGUAAUUUAAAAAAAAAAAUAGAAUCAGCAGAACAGUUUCUGACACUGUAGAUUCAAAAUGUCUGUUUCAUUAAAAACUGAUAAACAAAAUAGGACAUUGGUACUGGUUUCCUUAUCAUACUUAUUCUAUUUGUGUGUAAAAAAAAAAGUUAGUGUUUACUACACAUCCUUGAGGAACUGUGCAAGGUGACACACCUUCUGCACCUCCUCCACAUGUACAAGUUAAAUUAUGCACAAGA